CUCAAAUUGAGACAAUCACGAGUGAUUUUGUGCAGUAAACCGUAUAUAUAUAGAUGGAUUAAAAAAGGAACAUCCCUUAAGAGGAGAGACAAUUAUUAAUCAAUCUCUCCCUAAAAUUUUAAAAGUAAAAUAGAAAAAAAAAAUAAUGUUGAAUAAUCUGAAACAAAACUGAGAAACUAGUACCCCUCAUUUAAUAAGUUGAAAAAUGCUACAACUACCUUAUGCUAGUCGCUAGAUAGGGCCAAUAUUUGACUUUUUCUUUCACACGCACCCAUACGUUGUGUGUGUGUGUUUUCUCAGUAAAAGAAAUGGCGAGGUCCAAUAAUUGCUUCUUCAGCCUCACGGCAUGGAGAAGCCGGUGGCUGAGAUCCGCCUUCCGCCGGUGGGGCCUCCGCCCCUCCUCCACCGACCUCGGCGACGGCACCGUCAUCCACUGCUGGGUCCCCAAGGCCCGUGACCCGGCCCGGCCCGACCUUCUCCUGCUCCACGGCUUCGGGGCCAACGCCCUGUGGCAGUUCUGCGACGCCGUGCCCGCCCUCGCUCCCCGCUUCAACGUCUACGUGCCGGACCUCCUCUUCUUCGGGGAGUCCCGCACGGCCCGGCCCGAUCGGAGCGAGGGCUUUCAGGCCCGGUGCGUGCGGCGGGCCCUGGAGGCCCACGGCGUGGCGGCGGUGGCGGCCGCGGUGGGGCUGAGCUACGGCGGGUUCGUGGCCUACAGCUUGGCGGCGGAGGGGUGGGUGGGGCGACUGGUGCUGUGCUGCGCGGGGGUUUCCCUCGAAGAAACGGAUCUGAAGGGGGGGCUUUUUCCGGUGGCUGACGUGGAGGAGGCGGCCGCCGUGCUGGUGCCGCGGACGGCGGAGAGGCUGAGGGAACUGAUGGGAUACACCUUCGUCAAGCCGCCCACGGGACUGCCCUCUUGUCUGCUCCACGAUUUCAUUCAUGAAAUGUGUGAGCAAUAUGUUGAGGAGAAGAAAGAACUGCUUCGUGCAAUAGCAAAGGACCGAAAGCUUUCUGACCUUCCCAAGAUCUCUCAGCCAACCUUACUUGUCUGGGGAGAUAAAGACCGCAUAUUUCCCAUUGAACUUGCUCAUAGAUUGAAAAGGCACUUGGGAGAGAAUGCUGAACUAGCGGUGAUUAAAAACACAGGACAUGGUUUCGUUCACGAGAAACCUAAGGAGUUUAACAGGCACUUGAGAAAUUUCCUCUUGAAAAAUCUCACGUCUCCUAAUAUCUCUAACAACUUAUACAUUCCUACUAAUCACGAAAAUGGAAGUUCAUGAGCAUUAAUUGUUGUUUUGCUGGAAUUUCAAACUGAAAUGACAAAUUAUUCAUGGCUAUUGAGUAUAUUAAUCCCAAAUUAAAUGAUAAUUGAUUAAUGUAAGAUGCUGUACAAGUUGAUGAAGAACACUUUGUCUUAGGCAAGUUUGUAAUAAUUGGUAUUAGGAGUUGUUGAAGUAGUUCCUGCUCUGUAAUGUUUGUCUUUAGAAUUGUGAUCCAUCAAAGUGUCAUUNGGACAAAAAUAAAAA
Striga asiatica is the source of this 1526-nucleotide messenger RNA. The record is from the annotation of a GenBank genome assembly. NCBI's taxonomy places the organism in Eukaryota, Viridiplantae, Streptophyta, Magnoliopsida, Lamiales, Orobanchaceae.